CUUCACCGGCCCAAAUGAAAAUAGCCCAGAAUAGAAACGAACUCUUGGGCCCAAAUGGAAAAGGCCCACAAAACUGAGCGCCGAAGCAAACACCGAAAUAAUCGAAGGUAAGCGAGUUGUUGGGUUUUUUCUUCUUCUUGUUGCACGCAGCGAGUUGUUCGAACUGCAAUAAACGCCUCCACUCUUUUAGCUUUCUCAUGUUGCUUCGGGAUUUAACAAAGCUGAACUUUCUUGGCAAUGAAAUGGAGGCAUGGCCGUAGUCUCUUCCAAAUAGCACCGCGUCAAUUCCUUCGAACGCUCGCCCAUCAGUCAGGUCCCAAAUGUUCAACCCCACUUGUGAAUUUAACCGAAAAGCUCCACAAUCGACUCAACCAAAACGCUGAGCGGAAAUAUUCUGAAAAGGGGCAGGUGAUUCUCACUAAUGAGCUUGUGCACACCACUCUGUUGAAUUGUCCUUCUGAUUUGGUCGCUUUGAGCUUCUUCCUGUGGUGUGCUAAACAGCCUGAUUUCUUCCACAGCGCCACGGCGUUUGAUUACAUGGUGGGUGUGGUUUCCCGCCUCAUGAAACGCUAUGAAACGGUUAAUGGGGUUGUUGGGGGAUUGGAGAGUGUGGGGAAUGUCACUAAGGCACAGACGUUCUUGCUUCUUCUAAGGAUUUAUUGGCGUGGAGGAAUGUACGAGUUGGUUUUUGAAGCAUUUGACCAAAUGGGUCACUGUGGAUUUACACCAAACACGUUUGCUCGUAAUGUGAUUGUGGAUGUAUUGUUUAAAGUUGGACGUGCUGAUGUUGCUUUGAAGGUCUUUAAAGAGACUCCCCUGCCUAACUUUUUGACAUUCAAUAUUGUUUUGUGUAAUUUAUCCAAGAUUAAGGAUUUUGUAGGUAUUGGGGAUGCUGUUAGACGUAUGUUGAGAAUGGGGUAUUAUCCUAAUCCUGGGACAUUUGAAGGGGUUUUGAAUUGCUUUUGCAAAUUGGGUAGGCUGGCAGAGGCAUAUCAAGUGUUGGGUAUAAUGACAACUCUUGGAAUAUCCAUGUCUGUAAACAUUUGGACUAUAAUAGUUGAUGGGUUCUGCCGAUUGCACAGAACUGCUGAUGCUUCAUCUCUAGUGAAGAAGAUGAAAAGAACUGGUUGUUUUCCAAACAUUGUGACGUAUACUACUCUGAUCAAGGCAUAUCUGGAGGCACAACUGUUUAGUGAUGCAUCUAGUGUUUUGAGCAUUAUUGAAUCAGAAGGGCAUUCCCCCGACCGGGUUCUUUAUAAUGUAUUGAUUGAUAGUCUUGCUAAGAUUGGGAGAUACGAUAAAGCUCUUAGUAUUUUCCUUAGUUUGGAUAAACAAAAUAUAUAUCCAGAUUCUUAUACCUUUAGUUCGUUGUUGAAUGUCAUAUGUCUAUCCAAAAUGUUUUUCCUUCUACCCAAGUUAGUUGAUGGAUUUUUUGUAGAAGCUGACUUGGUGGCAUGUAACUCUCUGCUAAAUUAUCUCAGUAAGGCUGGAUUUCCUUCACUUGCCUUGGAACUAUAUGAUGAGAUGUUGGAUAAAGGUUUAAUGCCAGAUAAGUAUAGUGUUCUUGGAGUAUUAACUGGUCUUUGUGGGUCAAGAAGAAUUGAUGAAGCAGUUCAUCUGUACAAUGGUAUUCUCUUGAACCAUACUGGAGUUGAUGCUCAUAUCCACACUGUAAUUAUAGAUGGACUAAUAAAAGCUGGUAAAUGUCAUUCAGCCAUUAGAGUAUUCAGGAAAACUUUAUUGGAGGAAAAUUCUUUGGAUGUUGUAUCAUUUACUGUUGGCAUUCGUGGGCUUCUAAUGGUUAGUAGACAUACAGAGGCUCUUAACUUGUAUAACCAUAUGAAGGAGGUUGGUAUAAAUCCUAAUGGCCAUAUUUGUAAUUUAAUGCUCUUCAAUUUUUGUAAAGAAAGAAAUUUGGAAUCAGUGGAACAAAUGCUACAAGAGAUGAUUGAUCUGAGAAUAGAAAUGAGCUGCAAUAAUUUCGUUAGGUUAUGCAACGCGAUUUGUAGAUCAUCAUACAAUUCUCGUCUGGUUAUUUAUUUAUUAAUUGAGAUGAGAGAUUUGGGAUUGUUACCUGCCAAGCUAGCUUGUAAAAUAUUGGUCCAUAAACCCCCCAAAGUUGUGAAUGUUUUUGAGAAACAUCAUGAAUUAUUGAAUGGCUGUAUAGAAUAUGGUCUAUUUGGCUAUACAUCUGGCUCUGAAGAAUAUACUGAUGUUUCUGCUUCUGUGGGCUGAGUUUGAAUGUAGAAGAAAGUCGAUUAUUUUAAAAUGAUGGUACAGUUGCUAUGUUCCGCAACCUAGAGCGUAUUCUAACAUGCUCCCAAACACCGUAAAGAUUGCAUCAGUUCUUGGUGCACAGAUACGAAAAGUUUAUGAUGGCCUUCGUCGUUGUCAUCUAAGCCCUCGCCAUCUGAUUCUACCUCUAAUAGAAGGGGCUUUCCUUCUUUUGCACGAACCAUGGAGUAAUUUGAUAGGUCAUUUUUGUGCCCUAAUGUCAUUGAAAAGCUUUUUAUUCAAAGGUGUCAGUUCUAUCUGUUUGUUCUGUUUCAAGUGUUGGGGGUUCUAUAAAGGACAGGUAGCCGGAAUCGUGGCAAUGAAAUCUCGAUACUGUAUGAUUCUGUGUUUUACUUGCAUCAGGGCAAAGACCUCAGAUUUUGCAGCAGAGGACGAUGAGCCUGCCCGAGUGUUAUCACUCCAUUAUAUUUCCAUUCUCGAAUGGGAGAUGGAGCUGCUGCCAGGCUCUGGAAAGGCUGUUCUUGUGGCUUUGAAACAGACCCUCGAUCAAUGGCCUUAUUUGUCGUCAAGCUCGAAACAAAGGGCUUUCGAAGAUCGUUGGAAGAACGGGUUCGUGUGGUGGAGCUUAGAUUUGAGAGACCCUUGCUUGACAACGAAUCAAAGGAAUGGGUGAAUCAAGGCAUCAGACUGAAGUUUAGACAAGAUUUGUAGGCCCCUGUUUUCUGUGUUGGCCCUGUUUCGGUUCUUUCGUAUUCUUUCGAUGAAAGCUCAGUUUCUCGAUUAAAAAAAAAAAGUGUUCGAAUAAAGAUUCUAUAAUUUGGAGGCUGAAGAAUGAGAUGUGGUUUUUCUUGUUAAAUCUCAUUUUGAGCUUCUUAAUAGUGAAAAAUUCAUCUAAAGUUCAAAUGUAAAAGUUUAAAAGGUUUUGUCCUUCUGGGAAG
Messenger RNA from Momordica charantia (bitter melon), 3173 nucleotides. Its product is annotated as Pentatricopeptide repeat (PPR) superfamily protein. Gene Ontology annotation, molecular function: protein binding; mRNA binding. The record is from RefSeq and is a predicted model, not a curated record. Lineage: Eukaryota; Viridiplantae; Streptophyta; Magnoliopsida; Cucurbitales; Cucurbitaceae.